This is a messenger RNA of Mycena indigotica, 1335 nucleotides long. RefSeq names its product Velvet domain-containing protein. NCBI's taxonomy places the organism in Eukaryota, Fungi, Basidiomycota, Agaricomycetes, Agaricales, Mycenaceae. The transcript has 9 exons. The record is from RefSeq and is a predicted model, not a curated record. The coding region runs from base 1 to 1335 and encodes 444 amino acids.
AUGAUACAGCAUAUCAGCCCUCGCAAAACGUCCGCAGCCAUCGCGCCUAUGCGCCAGCCCGGCCAGGAUUUAGAGCAGUGGGGAAAGUGGAUAGGCCGUCAUUAUUAUUCUCUGGAAAUGGUGCAGCAUCCCCUACGCGCACGAAUGUGUGGUUUCGGCGACAAAGAUCGACGACCCUUAGCGCCUGCUGCGGUUGCAAGAAUGGUCGUGAAACGCGAGGACCACAGCGUUGUCGACGUUGACGACGUGGAUGUGUCCUUCUUCCUGGUCACCGUCGAUCUGUGGUCUGAAGACGGGAAACACGAGCGAAAUCUUGUGCUGCACCCGUCUUCUGGUGAGCGAUAUGUACCGGUACAAACUACCAAGCCACGCCGUCGCACAACGGGCCCACCCCCUUCAGGUCAGCAAACACCAGUUCCCAGUUCCACCCCCUCACAAUUCACAACAGGCGAACCGACAAAUCCUACCUAUAAUGGUCCUCAAGGAUACUACCCAGCAGCGCCUCAGUCGCCAAUGGCCCCGCCCUCUGUUGCAUAUUCCCCAACAGCUCAAUACGGCCAGCCACCACCAACAUGGGGUUACCCGUCAGGUGCUGACCGGAAUACGACAUACCCGCCACCAAUACUCCCAUCCAUUCACUCGUUUGGACGUAGUCCUAGCGUUGGCCCACAUGAACCUUGGGGAUCGCCUGACACAGAGCCGACGUAUCGCGGGUGGAACAACAAUAAUAAUAAUGACCAUGGCUUUGAGCAGCUCGAGCCAAGGCCAUUCUCACCUGCAUCGCAGACGUACAGCAAUGAGUCGUCGUUGUACAAUGUCCCUUAUUCCCACGCACAACCCCCUGCCGUGCCUUAUUACCCUGCCGCUUCUCCCAGUGCGCCUGCCCCACCACCACCUUCUGCCCCGCCACCACCUUCGACAAUGCACGGCUCACGAAGCGCGUAUACGCGAACGCUUGUGGGACCACUGUCCUCAAACGGUUACCGGCUUCUCGACGAGCAUCGCAAACCGGGCAUCUUUUUCCUCUUCCAAGACCUGUCUGUUCGGACUGAAGGCACAUUUCGUCUGCGAUUGCGUCUCAUGAACGUUGGCGCACCCCCGGCCCCAGAACCGGGCGCGACCGAGGUUCAUACCGGCAUCUCGCCUGUUCUCGCCCAGAUAUUCUCCGAGCCUUUCACCGUGUUCUCGGCCAAACGAUUUCCGGGUGUGCCGGAAACUACUGCGCUGUCUAUAGCGUUUGGCAACCAAGGCUUGAAGCUUCCCUUGCGCAAUCGCAACGGCAACAGCAAGCGGCGGCGGGACGAUUCGGAUUCAGAGGACGACUCCGAUAGUUGA